Messenger RNA from Closterium sp. Naga37s-1, 5358 nucleotides. Lineage: Eukaryota; Viridiplantae; Streptophyta; Zygnematophyceae; Desmidiales; Closteriaceae. The record is from the annotation of a GenBank genome assembly.
AUGAACGUGGGCGUUGCCGCUCGACCCUCCCCUCCAGACGCCAUGCAUCCUUCCGACCAUUUCGCUCCGAGCCAUCCAUUCGCAGAUCCUUCCGUGUGUCUCACAACCCGUCUCUCUCCCCCAGACUGCUUUUCCGCGUCGCUCAGCUCGUCCCCUUCGCGCUGCGGAUCCGAAGCGCUCAAAGCCACCGCGUGCCGUCCGGCAGGUGGCCUCCGGGAGCGGCCGUCGUUGCUCGGCCCGCAGGGGUUGGAACAGGAAUGGGCGGCUAUUUUCGGAGAAGAUGACGGAGAUGACGUGGAUAACGGGGGUUAUGGGGAUGACGUGGAUCACGGAUAUCCCGGGAAUGACGGGAAUAAUGGGGGCGAGCGUGAGGAGGAAGAUGACGAGGAGGAUGUGCCAUGGGAGGCACUCCGCACUUCCUCCCUCUCCCCCGAUUCCCCGUCCGUAUCCCCGCGUUCCUCCUCUGCUGCGCUAGCUGCUGCGCUUGCGGCGUCCCGAAAAGCAGAAAGUUUUCGAGAAGAUUUAGAUUCUUCGGACGAGGAGUUUUUAGCCGCUUACUGCCACAUUACCGGUUCCCCCACUGCGGAGUCCCCCGUAGCUUCCCCCCCUUCCGCGGCUUCCGCGGGUUCCGCCUUCCGCGGGCCCGUCGUCCGCGCGCUGCAGAAGAGCGCGAGCUGUUUGGAGGGGCGAGGGGAGCAGCGUCAAGCGCCGGUGCGCGCGCAAGCGUGGAGGGCGCAGCUGGCAAAGUCGCAAGAAACGUUGUUUCGCAAGGGCGGAGCGAGCGGAGGAGCGAGCGGCGCAAGGGACGCGCAUGCGCGGGUAAGGGCGCAGGAAGCGGCGGACGUUCCGCAACGGUCCUACACGGCGCCGUCCGGGGGCGGUAAGCAGGCGCCUUUUGUGGCGCCCUUUGCGGCGGUUAUUGCGCAUCAAAACCUGGAGAAGCAGAAUCUCCACCUGAAGAAACAGCUGCAGCAAGCGCAGCAGCUAAGGACCGCAAUAGGCGGCGGAUUCGGCGGCUGCAGCGUAGUCAGCACCGGCGGAAGCAGUUGCAGUGGGAUCAGUGGUUCGGACCUUGCGCGGGGAUUAGGAAACGAGUCGGGCGGCAAGCAAGCCGGAGGCGCGGCGGCCGCCGCCGGGCACGGGGCGCGCGCGACGGGGGGAACUGGCGGAGCCUCCUCCGCAGGAUCUCAGGCGCAGCCGCCAAACGCUGCGCAAGCUAGAUCUAGAGGCAAAGGGGGGCACGCGGACACUCCGGCUGGCGGAGCGGUAUCCGCGGGUGCGCGGAAGCUCUUUGGGUUGGGUUCCCAGUCUCAACGGAUGUUUCCGCGCGCCGCCACUACCGGCGGAGCUUCCCGCUCGCUAGUCCGCGGGCGCUCGUGGGCGUCGCUCGAGUUUCAGCGGGCGCAAGAUCCGCCGCGGAACGCGCCGCAUUUAGAGGAGCUGGUCCCCUGCACUAAAGGCCUCCCCACUAUUGAGAGCAGUGGCAGCGGGGGCAGCAGCGGCAGCGGUAACGGCGGGGGCAGCAGUAGGAGCAGGGAAAAGGGCAGCGGCGGUAGUAGGACCGUUAGCUUCUCGGAGCGGCACUCUGCGCUUCUUUCUCCCGCGGAUUCCCCGCGGGCGCGCGCGGGCGCCGCCGCGCCGCCGCUCUCCGCCAUGGGAAGGGCAAGCUCGGCGGCUGCGGGCGGCGCAUCGCGGGGCUCCCCCUCGUUCCCCCAUGAGCGGAGCGCUCUUCCGGAGCUCCCCGGGUUGGCGAAAAGGGCGCUGCUUGCGCAGGCGCAGGAGGGGACGGGCGCAAGUGGCGCGGGCGGAACCUUGGCAGGCGCGGGCGCACCAGGCCUGUCCCGAACCUCGUCGGCUCGGCAGCUGUACGUUCAGAAGAUGCUGCUGGAUCUAGCGGCGCAGAGCGACGAAGCAAGCGAAGCAGGCUCGGGUUCCGGUUCGGGUCACGCGAGCCCGUGUGUAGCGUCGGGCGGGGGAAGCGGAACAGGCGGAAGCGGAAAGGGGGGGCGGAGCGGGCUUUCUAAGCGCGGGGUACUGGGACGGUCGGUGUCAGGCAAGGAGCACGCGGGGAGGCGCGCGGGGGCAACGGCGCAGGAAGGCGCGGAGGCGGCGCAACUGCAACUCGGCGCGGUCAGGCGCUCCGCUUCCGCGCGCUACCAGCCCGCCUCGCGGCUAUCCGUCGACUUCAGCGCAGCUGCCUCCGCGGGGCUGACUGGCGGAGAGAACGGCGGAGGGGGGUGCGGGGAGGGGAAAUCUCUGGGGCGCUCCGCAUCCGACAAGGCAAUGCAGGGGGGGGAUCAGGCGCGGAUGGUGGGCCUGCCGUCUAUAUCUGGGGCGAUUUCUGGGGCGGCCGCGACUCACUACUCAUCUGCCCCGGGCCCAUCUUACGAAUCCCCCCCUCGCUCCCCACCGCUUUCCCCCCUCGGUUCCUCCUCCGCCUCCUCCCCGCGCUCCCCGCCGCUCACUCCGCCGCGUAAUAACCGCCGCCGCUCACUGCACAUCCCGUCUCGCUCCAUGCCGUCUGCUUUGGCUCGGCCGAACCGCCGCCACUCCACGUGCGAGGAUCGGCCGCUGAAUAUGACGCAUCCUGCCACUCGCCAGCCUGGCAGCGCCAGUGGUGGUGGUGGUGGUCCGUUUGCUGCUGCUAAUUCCCGCGGUGCAUCUGCUGCUGCUACUCGUGCGUUUGCAAUGUCACGCAGUUUGAAUUCUAGCUCGUCCGCUGCUGCGUCAGCUGCUGCCGCUGUGAAAGCGACUGGUGCUGCAAGGAGGGGGCAGGCAGGCGUGGGGGAAGGGAAGUUGGGUGGAGGGGGAGGGGGGGCUGGCCGGCAUGCGGUGGUGGUGGUGGUGGCAAGGGAAGGGAGGUACGGAAGACGAGGCUAUAGGGUGGUGGUGGUGGCAUGCCGCUGGGUUGGAAUUGGAAUUCAGUCAGCGACGAUCGAGCACAGGAGCGCUCGACGAGCACCGUCCGCCAUGGCGCGUCAGGAGCAAACGGGGGAGCGCGGGAGCGACGAGGCCGAGAGGUUGCAUCCUGACGGUCCGUUUGAAGCCAAUCACAUGAACGGUCAAGCGAACGGCCACGCGGAGAGUCACGAAGGGAGUCGAAUGCUAAACGGAGACUCCCACGUCGUGGUUGACGUUGACGGUAGCGUUAACGGUGUCGGAAUGUCGACCAAUGGAUCAGAGAAUUCCGGGAAACAUUCCGCGAGGGAGAGUAGGAGGGGAGGAGGAGGCGAUGAGGGGGAAGAGGCGGUAGAGGAGGAAGAGUGUGGGAGUGAGGGAGGAGGGGGAGGGGGCGGAGGAGGGAGAGGAAUGGGGGGGGUGUAUCAACGAAAGAGCAAGGUGAUGGAUAAGUGCCAUACCAUGAGCGGAUACAACAAGAAGAACAUCACCGAUACAAUCACAGUCAAGUUCAAGGACGUGCGCUACAAGGUGCAGACCGCGAAGGCGGGCUCCUGGGAUCCGCGCCACUCCUGCCUCCCCACGCUCCCCACCCUCCCCGCGCUCCUCGCCCCCAAGCGGGGGGGAACCGCGGUCGGGGGAGGCGCGGAAGCGGGGGCAGGGGGAAAAGCGGGCGCGGAGGUGCGGGAGAAGGAGAUUCUGCACGGGAUAAGCGGGAGUGUGGCGCCGGGGGAGGUGCUAGCUAUGAUGGGGCCGUCAGGGGGAGGCAAGACGACGUUUCUGAACGUGCUGGGGGGGCGGUUCAAGCAGGGAAACAUGGCGGGGACUCUCACUUACAACGACCUGCCUUACAGCAAGGCGCUCAAGAGAAAGCUGGGCUUCGUGACUCAGGACGACAUAUUCUUUCCACACCUCACUGUGCGCGAGACACUCAUGUACGCUGCUGUGCUGCGUCUCCCAAAGGAGCUGAGCUGGGCGGAGAAGGUGCAACGCGCCGACGAGACCAUCACAGAGCUGGGCCUUGAUAAGUGUCGAAACACUGUGAUUGGGGGGCCGUUUCUGCGUGGUAUAUCCGGGGGGGAGCGAAAGCGAGUGAGCAUCGGGCAUGAGAUCCUCAUCAACCCCUCCAUGCUGCUGCUCGAUGAACCCACCUCCGGUCUCGACUCCACUACUGCUCUCCGGAUCAUUCAAGUCAUCCAAAACCUCGCCAAAUCGGGCCGAACCGUUGUUACUACCAUUCACCAGCCGUCUUCCCGGCUGUUCCACGCGUUCGAUAAGCUGCUGCUCUUAUCGGAGGGGAAUGUUAUUUUUUUUGGGCAGGCUGCGGACGCGAUGGGGUAUUUUGGAAGGUUGGGGUUUGAGCCGCUGUUUGCAACGAACCCGGCGGAUUUUCUGCUGGAUUUGGCGACAGGGACGACGGCGGAUGUGCGGCUGCCGGGUGUGUUGGGGGAGAGUGAGGAGUGGCAUGGGAAGAGCAUGCCAGAGCAACAACACGACGUGAAAGAGUUCGUGGCUCGAGCACACAGGGAGCAGCAGCAGCCGCUGGUGCAUGCUGAGCUGGCAGGGCUGCCCGCCAGCUCAGAUGCCGACCAGAAGAGCGUGCUGCAGCGGCGGGGGUGGACGGCACCGUGGUUGCUGCAGUUCUCGGUGCUGUGGACGCGCGGUUUGAAGGAGAGAAGGCAUGAAGUGCUGUCACCAUUGCGGUUCUAUCAGGUGACAGCGCUGGGCUUCAUCUGUGGCAUGCUGUGGUUUGGGUCGGAGCGCAACACUGCCAUGGAGAUUCAGGAUCAGGUCGGCUUGCUAUUCUUCAUCUCCAUCUUCUGGGGCUUCUUCCCUCUCUUCGCCGCCAUCUUCACCUUCCCGCAGGAGCGCUCCAUUCUAGCCAAGGAGAGGGCGAGCGACAUGUACCGCCUAUCAGCCUACUACCUCAGCCGCCAGCUGUCUGACCUCCCCAUGGAGUGGCUGCUCCCCACACUCUUCCUCCUCAUCUGCUACUUCAUGGCGAACCUCAAACUCACUGCAGCUGCGUUUUUCGGACUGCUCUUCUCCACAUACCUCAUAGUCACCACAGCUCAGGGCUGUGGGCUGUUCCUGGGCGCAGCAGUGAUGGACGUCAAGGUGGCCACCACGCUCGCCUCCGUGCUCCUGCUCACCUUCAUGCUCGCAGGAGGAUACUACCUGCAAACCAUCCCCGCCUUCAUCGCAUGGAUCAAGUACAUCUCCUUCACCUACUAUGCCUACCGCCUCAUCAUCAAAACCCAAUUCUCGCCCUCGGAUACCUUUGAAUGCGGCCUGCCGAGCGACCCGAGUGCCAUCAUCUGCCCAAUUUCGGACGCGCCCUCAUUCCGGGGGUUCUCGCUGGGAGACGCGUGGGUUGAUGUGGUGGCGCUGUUGGUUCAGGUGGCGUUUUACCGCGGGCUGGGGUACUUUGCCCUCAGAAGGAUGAAGACGAAUGUAUAG